Molecule: messenger RNA, 1923 nt
Organism: Penaeus monodon (black tiger shrimp)
Lineage: Eukaryota; Metazoa; Arthropoda; Malacostraca; Decapoda; Penaeidae
Exons: 11
Coding region: 88-1800 (570 amino acids)
Source: RefSeq, a predicted model, not a curated record
GGAAAAACACCUGUCAAGCUCAGUAUUGUUUUGGCCUCCAGCUACAGCACACAAACCUUUAUCGUCCAACCAAAAAUUAUAAAGGGCAUGCGGCUCAACAUGAAAUCAGUCGUGUUAAAGUUGUUCGUUAUAUUAUUGGUUUGGGUAAUGGUCGUUCUCGUUAUCCUUAGAAAUUCAAGUAAAGAAAGACUUUACGUCCAAAAUUUUCUAUUGAAUGGAAAUGUUGCCUUCAAUGGAAAUAUUGCCUUCAAUGAAAUGGCCUCCACCACUGUCGAUCCAAAAACUGAUGCAGGAAGUAUUCCUGACCUUCUUCCUGUGAUCGUUAAAGCAAAAGAAGGGGAAGAACCGCCAACUUCGUGUACGUGCAAGACAGCUCCUCUGUUUCGUCCUGAAGUUUAUCAAGAACAGCUGUCGAACCCGGUUUCAUGGCUGAACAUGAGCUCACUGGAAGUGCUGAUGAAGCACCAUCCCAAUUUCCCUUACAGCAUGAUCGUAAACACCAACAAGGAGUUCUGUGAGCUCCUACCAUCUUUACAUACAAUAGAAUGGGAUGAAACGUAUUACCAGGUCGUGGAAGCCUCUGACAGCACAACCUUCUUCCUAUACUCCGCCUUCUUGGACAACCGCCCACUCGCAGAUACACGUCCUUGCAUCAGGAUCCUAGCGUUCACGAAAGCCAAGAAGCUAACCAGACCUUGGUGCUAUACGUGGUUCAACACCACCGGUCCGCCUGCCGUGUCGCAGGUUAUCAGAACAGAUUUCGUGGACUGGCAGCCCAGGUCGCCCAACCACCACACGUGUUAUGUUCUCACCUGCCGGAUUCCUGAGACCGCGGAACACCUGAAACCUUUGGCUGUGUCUGUUGUUCGUCAGCCGUGUGAGAAAGCUCGGACACUGCUGCAGGUAACAGGAGCAAUGCAACGCAAUAACAAAACAGCCUACGUAGGAGGCGACUCGAAGAAAAUAAACGGCACUCCUCUGUGGAACGUGGCGGUGUGUGGACCGGCGCUUUUCUAUUACCACGACGACAUCUCCAUCCGCCUGGUGGAGUGGUUCGAGCUGCUUCGGGCGUUGGGCUUCGCCAAGGUGUUUCUGCUGCAGACCAAAGUCCAUCCCAACAUUGAGAAGGUCCUGCGGUACUACGAGGCGGAAGGUUUUACUAGUGUCACUAAGUUCUCAUACCCAGGACCGUAUGCCAACGAACCAAAUAUCCGAAGGCUGUGGGUUUUGCUGGAGCGAAGAAAACUUUUCGCAAUGGAGAACAUGUACUUCACCGACUGCGUCCUCCGCCACAUGCACGAGUACCGCUUCAUCUCCCACUUCGACCCCGAUGAGAUGCCGAUGUUGCCCAACCACGACUCCUUCCCCCUUUGGCUCCACGACCGGAUUGUGAAAUCGCACUCGUCAAAGCACCCUACAUCGUACGACCUGCAGUGGCACUACCACCACGACGACCUGGAGCUUAAUAACGACAAGUCACUUCCGGAGUACCUGUGGUUUCUGCGCCACACAAGAAGAGUGGACAUAGAUGUUUAUAAAAGUCUCAGUAAGCCCACCUACGACAUGGACUUAGUUACGGGCGUCUUCUCGCAUGGGGCUGUGACCUGUGUUUAUGGGAAAUGCAUCAGAAAAGCCAGAAAGUGCCCCCGAAAGGUGGCGUACCUUGGCCACUACCGGAGGGACUGCGGAGAGAAAUGUAAAGCACCGAAAGCAGUAGUGAAUGAACCUUCCCUUCUUAAGUACAAGGAUGAGGUGUCCUCGGCCGUCAGAAGGGUUUUGGUGGCACUGGAGUUGAUAUGAAGCGUGUUGGAUCUCCUUGUCGCAUAUACUUCUGGGUAACGGAUGUCCUGAAGUAUCUUUAUUGCAGAGGUACAAUAUGCUCUUUUUUAUUAAUAUCAAAACUAAAGACAAAUAUUGUUGUUU